GGCGGCCAUUUUGUCUUGUCGGCUACUCUGGAGGAGAGGCUUUUGGGCCUGAGAGGGGGCCGAGGAGGUUGGCGGCGGUGUCGCCGGCGUUGUCGUUGGUGGGUGCCAGGGCUGGUGAGAGUAGCCGCCCGCAGGAAGCACCAUGAUUUCGGCCGCGCAGUUGUUGGAUGAGUUAAUGGGCCGGGACCGAAACCUCGCCCCGGACGAGAAGCGCAGCAACGUGCGGUGGGACCACGAGAGCGUUUGUAAAUAUUAUCUCUGUGGUUUUUGUCCUGCGGAAUUGUUCACAAAUACUCGUUCUGAUCUUGGUCCAUGUGAAAAAAUUCAUGAUGAAAAUUUACGAAAACAAUAUGAAAAGAGUUCUCGUUUUAUGAAAGUUGGCUAUGAGAGAGAUUUUUUGCGAUACUUACAGAGCUUACUUGCAGAAGUAGAACGUAGAAUCAGACGAGGCCAUGCUCGUUUGGCAUUAUCUCAGAACCAGCAGUCCUCUGGGGCAGCUGGCCCAACAGGCAAAAAUGAAGAAAAAAUUCAGGUUCUAACAGACAAAAUUGAUGUACUCCUGCAGCAGAUUGAAGAAUUAGGAUCUGAAGGAAAGGUAGAGGAAGCCCAGGGAAUGAUGAAAUUAGUUGAACAGUUAAAAGAAGAGAGAGAAUUGCUUCGAUCCACAACCUCAACAAUUGAAAGUUUUGCUGCCCAAGAAAAACAAAUGGAAGUUUGUGAAGUGUGUGGAGCCUUUUUGAUAGUAGGAGAUGCCCAGUCCCGGGUAGAUGACCAUUUGAUGGGAAAACAACACAUGGGCUAUGCCAAAAUUAAAGCUACUGUAGAAGAAUUAAAAGAAAAGUUAAGAAAAAGAACUGAAGAACCUGAUCGUGAUGAGCGUCUAAAAAAGGAGAAGCAAGAAAGAGAAGAAAGAGAAAAAGAGCGGGAGAGAGAAAGGGAAGAAAGGGAAAGGAAAAGACGAAGAGAAGAGGAAGAAAGAGAAAAAGAAAGGGCUCGUGAUAGGGAAAGAAGAAAGAGAAGUCGUUCACGAAGUAGGCACUCAAGCCGAACUUCUGACCGAAGGUGCAGCAGGUCUCGGGACCACAAAAGAUCACGAAGUAGAGAAAGAAGGCGAAGCAGAAGUAGAGAUCGACGAAGAAGCAGAAGCCAUGACAGAUCAGAAAGGAAACAUAGAUCUCGCAGUCGGGAUCGAAGAAGGUCGAAAAGCCGGGAUCGAAAGUCAUAUAAGCACAGGAGCAAAAGUCGGGACAGAGAACAAGAUAGAAAAUCCAAGGAAAAAGAAAAGAGGGGAUCUGAUGAUAAAAAAAGUAGUGUGAAGUCCAGUAGUCGAGAAAAACAGAGUGAAGACACAAACAUUGAAUCGAAGGAAAGUGAUACUAAGAAUGAGGUCAAUGGGACCAGUGAAGACAUUAAAUCUGAAGUGCAGCGUAAGUAUGCACAGAUGAAGAUGGAACUAAGCCGAGUAAGAAGACAUACAAAAGCAUCUUCUGAAGGAAAAGACAGUGUAGUCCUGCAAAACAUUUUGAGCGUUGGUGUUGUGAGCGGCCCAUGAAAAGCCAAAUUAAAAAUCAAGGAUUCAGUCAAACUAAGCAGGACUACUGUUCGAAGAUUUUUGGAAGAAUACUGAACACGGCAUAAAGUGAAGAUCGACAUUAAAAUGAGGUGAAAGAAAGCUAUAGUGGCAUAGAAAAAGUAUAAAAGCUCAGUUAGUUUUUUUUUUUUUUAAUUAAGAAUUAAUUCAGGACUGAUGUGACCUACCAGAUUUCAGAACAUGUAUUAAUAGCAUAUAUGCCACUGAAAACUUAGGUCUUGUAUCAUACUUUUUCUUUAAGACUUUUUAAGAAAUAUUACCUAAAGAUGUGGCUUGCUCAGUGUUUAAUUGCAAGUUUUCAUUCUUGGACUUUGAAAACACGAUUAAACGUUAGUAUUUGUGUGAAUCAGACUAAAUGGGAUUCCAUUUUUACAACUCUGCUCUACUUAGCCUUUGGAUUUAGAAGUAAAAAUAAAGUAUCUCUGACUUUCUGUUACAAA
This is a messenger RNA of Cynocephalus volans (Philippine flying lemur), 2031 nucleotides long. It is a transcript of the gene LUC7L3, whose product is annotated as LUC7 like 3 pre-mRNA splicing factor. Bases 143 to 1552 code for a protein of 469 amino acids. Gene Ontology annotation, molecular function: mRNA binding. The transcript is spliced from 13 exons. The record is from RefSeq and is a predicted model, not a curated record. NCBI's taxonomy places the organism in Eukaryota, Metazoa, Chordata, Mammalia, Dermoptera, Cynocephalidae. Gene Ontology annotation, cellular component: U1 snRNP; U2-type prespliceosome. Gene Ontology annotation, biological process: mRNA splice site recognition.